AACGACCGUUAGCAACCGGCCGGGCGACUGUUUCCUGGCAGCUGCGGCUCCCCGCCAGCUGCUCCAUUCCAAUCCACCACCUGGGCGGGCCAGGCCGGCCGGGGGAAGGGCCGAAGGGGACCCGGUGUGUCCCCAAGGCGGCAGCAAGAGGACUGAGCAUGGAUGGCACCCGGAGAGUCAGAGCAACCCCUGUCCUGCCCAGAUGUGGUCCACCAUGCCUAUUUAAAGGACACUUGAGCACCAAAAGUAAUGCUUUUUGCACUGACUCCUCUUCUCUCAGACUAACCACUCUCCAGCUGAUCAAGAACCACAUGGCUGUUCACUAUAAUAAAAUCCUUUCAGCCAAAGCUGCUGUUGACUGCUCAAUUCCAGUAAGCUUGUGUGCCAGCAUCAAAUAUACAGACCAACAACGGAGAGAAAAGCUCAAAAAGGAAUUAGCACGAUGUGAAAGAGAGUUUAAAUUAAGUAAAUCUUCAAUUCAGGCCAAUUCUAAAAAUAAUUUCAAGUCAUUUUUUAACACUCUCCAAAAGCCUUCAGGGGAACCACAGAACCAGGACGCACUGAUAGAAGAAGCGAAUGGAUUUACAUCCUUUGCAGGGGCUCUUCUGCCUUCCUCAGAGACACAGCUGAGUCUGCCCAAAUGUAAUAAAGUUCUCACACAUGGGACUGCGAAGAACUGCGGUUCCUCGCCUUUCCACAUGGACUGUGCAACCUCUGAUCCCAGAAACUCGGGCCCUGGAAUGUAUGGUAGGAAGCCCAGGAGCACAUUCCCGAAUUCCCACCGGUUUCAGUUAGCACCCAGCGGGGACCUUUUGGAAAAACACUCUGACUUCUUUUCUAACAAACAAUUGCCAUUCACUCCACGCACUUUAAAAACAGAAGCAAAAUCUUUCCUGUCACAGUAUCGAUAUUAUACACCUGCCAAAAGAAGAAAGGAUUUUACAGAUCCACAGAUAGAACCUGAAACCCAGACUGAAUUAAGCAGUUUUAAUUCUGAUUUGGGAACAUCUGAGAUUAAGAAAUUGACAGAUUCAGAAGUGAACACGAAGCAGGUGUCUAAUUAUAUGACAUAUGGGACCAAAGAAAAAAUAACCCCUUUGCCUUUACAAGGAGAUGGCUUGACAUGGGAUGCAAUUAAAGAUGGCACUCUGCAGCAUCCCUCACAAAGAACAGUAUGCCAGUAUUCUGUGAAGCUUCCUUCAGAGAAUAAAAUCUACUCCAAUGAAGAAGAACUAUUGUAUUUGAGCUUCAUUCAAGAUGUAACAAACGAAAUUUUGAAACUUGGUUUAUUUUCCAGCAGGUUUUUAGAACGACUGUUCGAGCGACAUAUAAAACAAAAUACACAUCGUUUGAAAGAGGAAAAAAUGCGCCACCUGCUGCAUGGCCUAAAAAUAGACUUAGGGUGCACAUCUGAGGAAAACUCGGUAAAGCCACAGGACGUCAAGAUGUUGAAUUCAUUUGAAUUUGAAAAGGCCAUGAAUUCAGAACAAAAUGGACUUAGAAAUGCACAGGACAUAGCAAUUCAACAGGAACAUCAGCAAUACCAAAAUGCUUUGGAUAUGUUACUGUCUGCACCAAAGGAUGAAAAUGAGAUGCCUUCACAAGGUGAAUUUUUCAUGCCCGUCUAUAAAUCCAAGUAUUCAGCAGGGGUUAUAAUUCAGCAGGUGAAUGAUGAACCAAAUCUUGAACCUUCAACUUGGGAUGAAAAUAAUCCACGUAUUUUAGACAGCUUAAGAGACCAUGAGACCUCCAUGAACAUCAUUGAAGGUGACAGUGACACUGAAAAGGGUGAGGCGUCCAAUGAGUUGAGUUGUUAUAGCACAUCACUGUCCCAGUCUGUUCAGCUUUAUGAUGAUAAUAAUCAUGACAAGGAAUUACCAAGUCUUAAAAUCAUGGAAACGAGCAUUGAAGACGACUGCCCUUUGGAUAUUUGAUCAUCAUUAAUAAAUACACCACCUGGCCGAGUAACAAUACUACUUCUCUUCAUUUUUUUCUUUUACACAGUAAAAUUUCUGUACUAAUUUUCUAUGCUGCAUAAUAAAUUGCCAUAAACUUAGCAGUUCCAAAUGUCACCCAUUUAUUAUUUACCCCAGUCUCUGAGGAUCAGGAGUGUGAGUACUGUAGUUGGGUCCUCUGCUGUGGGUCUCAGAGGGUGACAAGGCAGCAGCACUUGGGACUGUGGUCUCACAUGGAGGCUUCACUCGGGAGAAUCCACUUCCAGACUCUGCAGUUCUUGGCAGAAUUUCUCUUGCAGCUGUAUAUCUUAGGGCUUCAUUUUCUUGCCAGCCAGUGGCCAAAGGCUGUGCAGUUCCCUGCCACUUGGGUCUCUUCCUUGAGCAGGUUACGUGCCUGCUUGCUUUUUUUUCAAGCCUGAUAGGAAACCCAGAGAUUCUGCUAACAAAUGGAGUCUUAGAUAACUGGAUGUAUCAUAGGAUUGACUUUCUGUCACUUUUGCCGUAUUCUGGUUAGAAGCAAGUCACAGGUCUCUCCCAGGUAGGGAAGGUAGGUUGUGCAUGCCUUGUAUAACAUGUUGGGAUCAUUGGGGUCACCUAAGGAUCUGUUGGCCACAAUUUCUAAAAUUGCGUGUCAGAAUAAUAUAUUUUAUCCAGUCAUAAGUGGUUCUGUAGGUAAUGAGAAAUGGUGGCUGGUGCACUCAUGAAAUCCCAGCAACUGGGAGGAUCACCAUGAGUUCAAGGCCACGUGCUACAUAGUGUGUUCGAGGCCAGCCUGGUGUACAUAGAGCCUGUUCUCAAAGAAAAAGGAGGGCCAGGGAUUUAGCUCAGUGGUUCCACGGCCUGCCUCACAAGCGCAAGGAACCAAGUUUGAUCUCCGGUACCAAAAAAGAAAAAGGAAAAGGAGAAAUGGUGUAUGAUCUGGUGUGGGUCUUGAAACAUUACACUUUGUCUUACAGCAUCUCUAAUUUCUUUUUGCUCACUUUCCUAUGUAUCAUAAGGCUCAGAGAUCUUUGUAAUGAUCAGUGAGCUAGGGCAGUCUGUCACCUCCAAAAAUGUUCUCUUCUUGUCGGUGCAAACAUUCUAUCAGACCUGUUGUUGGACAAAGUAUGCUUUUCAUACUUUUUAUUGGUCUCACUCACCCUGCAGAGCAUGCUUCUUUUCUGCCCUUUAAUAAACAAAACCCUGCUACCUUU
Heterocephalus glaber (naked mole-rat) is the source of this 3148-nucleotide messenger RNA. It is a transcript of the gene Spata7, whose product is annotated as spermatogenesis associated 7. Gene Ontology annotation, biological process: photoreceptor cell maintenance; microtubule cytoskeleton organization. Lineage: Eukaryota; Metazoa; Chordata; Mammalia; Rodentia; Bathyergidae. Gene Ontology annotation, cellular component: rod photoreceptor outer segment; ciliary basal body; axoneme. The record is from RefSeq and is a predicted model, not a curated record.